AUUUAUCAAUAAACGCUGUGAUGUCUAUUCUCAGUAAAUAACAUUGGUAUCCAUACCAACGUAUCGUCAGGAACUUCUUCCAACACGAAAUUCGUGUCUUUUAAGGCUUCCGUAACUGUCCUGCAAGUUGCUAUGUGAGCAUUUCAACUCGGGGAGAUCAGACAAUCCUCUAAGUGACACGUUUGUAAUAAUGAAAUGCAAAAAGUACUUGGUAAUUUUAUGACUUAUUGAGAACAGGAGUAUGUCUGCUCAUCUUCCUACAAUGGAUUCAAAUGGAAAAGAAGGAUCUAGUGCUACUUUGAAUAAAGGAUCUAGUGCUACUCUGAAUAAAGGAUCCAAUGCUACCCUGAAUAAGAGUGAAGUCACUCUGAACAGAUCCCAGUUGACAUUAAACCGGGCUUCGAUCGAUGGUUCACAAACUGUUCAAAACGUCCAAAGCAAACCAGGUUCAAGAAUGACAGUUGACAAUGUCAGUCUCCCGCCAAUAACACCAACCAAAAUGGAGACCCCGAAACCGUCGCCAUCUGUAUACACAAACGGAAACGAGAAUCGGGCCAUUUCUCCAGACAUUAAUAUGGAAGCGAUCGGUGCCUCCAUGAUUUCUCUGAGAACUGACGAAGUUGAAGUAUCUAAAUGUCCCAUCUGUGCACGGGAGCUAAACUCACCAAAAUGCCUCCCUUGCCUACACACCUUUUGUGAAGCUUGCGUAAGUAGACACGUAGCUACAUCUCUGUCGCAGGGUAAAGCAGUUCAGAUUCGAUGUCCAGUCUGUGCCACGCCUGUCUCUAGCGCGCGUGCCAUCACGGAUCCAAUGGAGUUCUCAAAAUCUCUUCCUACCAACCAUUUUAUAUCCUCUCUGAUGGCAGAAAGAUUGUUAAAGCAGAAACUUUGCAAACCAUGUCUAAAAACGCAUAAAAAUACUCCAGCUAUCACCUGGUGUUCUUACUGCGCCGAAACGUUGUGCAAAGAACACGAUUCUUACCAUCGUGGGUUAACCUCACCGGACGUACACAAAACGGUAGCAAUUGAAAACGUACAGAAAGAUAAAAUGAUUUUGUAUGCCCCUGGUCUUUGUCCAAACCAUUCUGAUGAAAAGCUGGUCUAUUUUUGCCACGAUCACCGCGAAACAUGUUGCGAUGUUUGCAAGAAAACUGUCCACAAAAAUUGCGAGGAUGUGGUCACUACAGAAGAAGCUGCUAAUGCAUUAAAGAGUACCAAAGAAACACAUAUUCUCUCUCAGAUGCUGAAAUCCAUAAAUGCCCAAACUGAUGAAAUCGUUCAUGGUAGGAAAGAAAACAUCAAAUUGCUCGAGGAGGAAAAGAACAAAGAAGAACAGACUAUUAAAAGUUAUCGAGAAGAAAUUGAUAGACAUUUAGACAAGCUGGAACAGAAUCUUCGAUCAGAGCUUGAAGAAAAGCACCAACAAAAGAUUUCCGAACUAAAAGCAGAAAUGGACUCGUUUGAGACGAAACGAAUGACCGUAGCCUACUACAAGGACCUGCUUCAGGCUUUAAUGAGUUCAUCGUCAGGAAUACAAGUUAUUAACGAACUUGGAAAAGUUGGACAACAAUGUGCCAUAUUAGAAGAAAAGGUACAGCAUCGAGCAGCCAAAGUCAAAAUAGUCAACUACGAAUUGAAGCAAAAUGAUUUGACUGCCAAUCUGGAUUCUUUGGGGUCGGUAGAAUUUAGGUCCACGUCGGUUGUUCCAAACGUAGUCACAGAAGACUGGAAUAAGCUCCGGAGCAAGAAGUCGGUUAACAAGAACAAGCCGCGAGAGAACACUCACGAUUUUAUGGUCAUCAAAUAUUCUCAUAGCAGAAUAACUGGAGGAACGUCGUACAAAUCAAAACUGGUCCUCGUGGACAACACUGGAAGGGAGGUCCGCGGAUACACAGAAAUGGGCCAACGAGAUGAUUCGUUCACAAUAUCAUUCAAAAAGAACCCAUGGGACAUAACAUGCUUACCAGAGAGAGAGGGAAGGGACAUGAUAGCGGUUACUCUUCACAAUGAUUGCGAAAUCCAAGUUAUCGAGUAUGGCGAUAAGGCAGUUUCGGACAAGCAUGUAUACCACACCCGAACCAACUGCUUUGGGAUAGCGUACCUCGAGGGCUUUGUAGUAGUUGCUUGUGUCCAAGGUCUAGAGGUCGCCGAAUUAGUUGAUGAUCAUCGUUUAAUUUAUAGAAAUUUUCUUCGAGUUUGCGGGGAGAAGAUCUACUACGUCUGUUCGGGGGAGAAAAAUCGAGUGUACUAUUCUGAUUCCAUCGACAAAGGCUCGCUAUACUGCAUCACUCUGGACGGAACUGAAAUAUUCCAGUACUCACACGUCAACCUCAGAUCCCCUCGCGGUAUUUCCACGGAUUCGACCGGCAAUGUGUUUGUUUGUGGAUAUUACAGCAACAAUAUUCAUCAGCUGAACGCUGAAGGAGUCUUGAUGCACAUUAUUUCCCCGAAAAGCAAAACUUUCUAUAAGCCCCUUGUCCUCAUUGAACACAAUGAUAGAAUGUACUCUGUAUUUGGCAAACAUAAAGUUAUCGUUUUCACUUGAUCUUCACGAAUACUUUGAAAUAACACGUUAAUGUGACGUUAUUGUACAAUAUAAGUGAAUUCUGGUUUUAUUUUACUUCUUUGAAUGUUUUCUAAACAGGAUUUUUUAUAUACGUAUUGAUAUAUAUGUGCUGUAUGAUUUUUUCCUUCUUUUUUAUCAAAUGAUGCUUUUUCCAUUGGGUUUUUUUUUUUGGUGUUGGCAAAAAACAAAAACAAAACAUACUUUUAUAUGUUAAGAGUGUGCUGCAUAUUGACUACAUUUGUAUUUUGUGAACUUAUGAACGUUCCACGAUACAUUAAAUAAAAACUUAUAUUAAACGGUGGGAUUUAUUAGUUUCGUAAAAAUUGU
This is a messenger RNA of Magallana angulata, 2893 nucleotides long. Its product is annotated as E3 ubiquitin-protein ligase TRIM33-like. Gene Ontology annotation, molecular function: zinc ion binding. NCBI's taxonomy places the organism in Eukaryota, Metazoa, Mollusca, Bivalvia, Ostreida, Ostreidae. The record is from RefSeq and is a predicted model, not a curated record. Bases 242 to 2545 code for a protein of 767 amino acids. The transcript has a single exon.